Messenger RNA from Xylona heveae TC161, 1347 nucleotides. RefSeq lists its product as hypothetical. Bases 1 to 1347 code for a protein of 448 amino acids. The transcript has 2 exons. The record is from RefSeq and is a predicted model, not a curated record. Lineage: Eukaryota; Fungi; Ascomycota; Xylonomycetes; Xylonales; Xylonaceae.
AUGGCGCCGAUCAUCUACCAGCGAAGGGUGGAGGACAGCGAUGAGAGUAUGGGCUCUGGCCGCAGCGACAGUUCAGGCUAUUCUAAUAGCACUGCUCCAACACAGUACAGCACCCGUCCCAGCUUCAAGCGAUGCAGCACAGCAGGAGCACGACUAGAAGUUGGCGAUGAGCGCGAUCCGAUUUGCGAAAAUGAUAGCAGCUAUCGAUCCUCAGUUGAGACCUACGCUUCCACAAUUCCGUCCACAGAGGAUCUCUCAGACGACUAUCCAAAAUACGACUUACCCGAGUCUCGCAACGAUAUGUUUCCCUCAGACGCAAUUCCGUCAAUACCUCCAGAGUUUGCGGAGUUGUUCCCUUCAACCAGGCGGUUAUUGAUUCGCCAUGAUGAUGCAACCGUUGAUGGUAACAUGAAUCUUCGCGUCGACACCGAGGUCAGGACGCGGCGAGGUGAAAAGCGAGACGUGAUCCUUUUUCACCUUCGUAUGCAAGAUCUGAAAGAACGCAAAUUCUCCUUCCGACGUUAUUGUCGCGAGUCUGGCCGGGAGAUUUGCCAUUCCAGCCGGACGUACCAAAAGGCCGCUGCCGAGCGAAGACCCGGUCUGCAACGAUCCUUGAGCCAAAUGGUGGCCUCCUUGCGCGCCAAACCCGAAGCCAAAGCCAUGAGCGCCGCCGGUUUAAAACGCUCUGAUUCCGGAUAUGCCUCUGUCUUCAGCGAGGCCGACGGCCUCGAGUCUCGGCCUAAAUCGGCAGCACGGCGCGGAUCGUCCAGCGGCCCGCAGCCGACCAAGACAAUAAAGCUUGAGUGCUCAAAUUAUGCACAAGUCGAUCUCAAGCGACGCGGUGCCAAAGCGUCUAAGCGUUACGAUUUUGAGUAUUGGGGUACCGACUACAGCUGGAAGCGCGAAGCCCGCAAGCACGGUGAUUUGAUUGAGGUGUCUUAUCACCUUGUAAACAGUCUAAAGGGCAACAUCCUUGCACAUAUCGUUCCCGAGCCUUUAUCGCCCCUCCAAGUCCGCGAAGAGGAAGCACGUGGCGGAUGGAUUCCGCCGUGUUCAAUGUGGAUCAGCGACGAUCAAAUCUGUGAAGGGUCCCCCGAUGUCGCCGACAUGAUUGUCGCUACUGGCCUCAUCGCUCUUGUUGAUGACAACAUCAAACGCCGUUUUCAUCAGAAACGAGCUAUGCAUCUUGUGCUUCCUGUUCCUAUGAAGACGCCGUUGAAGAUGAAUAUGGCGUAUGUGGAUCCGAAACGUCUCAUUGAUGAUGUUUUCAACCGCAGUAAUUUCUCUACCAACAAGAGCAGUCGGCGCUCACCGCCGUGCCGCUCACAAUCAGCGGGCAAUCCGUAA